Paramacrobiotus metropolitanus is the source of this 2483-nucleotide messenger RNA. Its product is annotated as microtubule-associated proteins 1A/1B light chain 3A-like. Gene Ontology annotation, molecular function: ubiquitin protein ligase binding. The transcript is spliced from 11 exons. The coding region runs from base 1476 to 1919 and encodes 147 amino acids. Gene Ontology annotation, biological process: cellular response to nitrogen starvation; macroautophagy; autophagosome assembly. Gene Ontology annotation, cellular component: cytosol; autophagosome; autophagosome membrane. The record is from RefSeq and is a predicted model, not a curated record. Lineage: Eukaryota; Metazoa; Tardigrada; Eutardigrada; Parachela; Macrobiotidae.
AUUACUUGACACGAUUUUGAUAUAGUUGUACUCUGAAAUCUCAGUGUUUGUUUGGCCCUUAAUGCGCAAUUAAAGCUAAAGGGGUUUAUAAGUGAAUGUGUUACAUACUAAUUAAUAGGAAAUUAUUAUCGAACUACCAUUUAAUGAGUUUUGGAGAAACAACAAGAAGCAGAUACGUCACAAGAAAUUAAAGACAUCGCACCAUGAACAAUAAUGCGGGAAGCCGUCCUCACGAGCGACUUGUCGAUAUCCAGGGGCAGGGCACCAGUGGGCAGGCAAACAGGUUCUUCUGGAUUGCAGGGAUCAUUGUUGCAGUUGUCGCCCUGAUUAUGAUACGCUGGCUUUGGCGUUAAAUAAGAAAAUCUACUACCGGUACUGGCGGUACAUCAUGUUGACCUUUCACGGUUAUCCAUUGUCCAGCAAAUGCAUGAAUUUUGUUCGGAUCACUUAUUCCGUUGUCUUGAGCGAUGGUCUUAUAUGGCACGUGGAACCUUACUCCGAGCUCGGACAGCGUGUCUCCGUAUUUCACAAUUUGUUUGCCCACAGGCACACUGUUUGGAUUGGCAAUAUUGUUAUCCCUGGCAAUCUUCAUAUACGGAACACCAUACUUCACGCCUAUGGCGGAUAAAGUGUCGCCGUAUUGAAUAGUGUGGAUGGUAACCGCCGGAUCGACGGCUUCAACCGGUUUCGCAGCCGCAUCUAGAGUGACUGACGUACGAGUAUGGUAUCUAUUCUCGAAGCACAAAAUGACCUAAACUGCGUACCAGCCACCAGGCUACCAGCAUAUGGCGCACCAUCAGCAAGCUAAAACGACCGGAAAUUGUCGAAGUUUUGAGCUUAUCGCUGGCUAACAGGCGAGGAAAGUGGAAUUCAUUACGAAACCAGAGCGCAGCGAUACGCCAGUUCAGUCGGAGUGGGCACAAUGUCGUCAUGUUGCUCCACCCAUAUUUCUUGUCGGUGCCCUCCAUCUGUCCUUUCGCGAGCAUUGUACCGCAUCGUUUUAAUACUCACAGUGCACAGAGUGCAGCGUCAAACAGAAAUUAACAAUGGCCUUGAGGUAAAUCAAGAAUUUGUGUUUCUCUCUGUUCUCUAUCUGCCGCUUGGUCUGCCUCUCUCUGUCUUUCUCUCUAUCUGCCGGUCAGCUCUUGUUCGCCAUUACAGCUUACAGCUGAUGCAUUCACUUUGCAGCCGGACUCUCUUUUCUGCAUCACACAAAGUAUCCAGUGCUCACCAGAAAAGAUGCCAUCUCCUUUCUGAUCUUUGCAUUUGUUUGCAUUUCUCCUACUCUACGUCUUCUUGUGCAUUCUCGUACUCUUGUGAAUCCUUCCAGUACUUGUCAGAUCUGUGAUUUAUCUGGGAUUUACAGCAUUUACUUAUUUACUACUUAAUUAAUUCGUCGACGGUUUGUGCAGACUGUGCAGUUGCGGUAAUUUAUCCGAUCACAUUUUCGGACCAUAUCAAUAUUGUUCCAUAGAAUGUCCCCGAUGCCCAAUCUGGAUAAAUUAUCAAAGAGUUCCCCGGCUGCUAGCCUUAUCGGUUGGGGAACGAAUGGACGUGCGGCCAAAAGGACGAGUUUCAAGCAGCGGAAAAGCCUCGAAAUGCGGAAGGAAGAGAUGAAAAAUAUCCGCACGAGUCAUCCUUUGAAAAUCCCAGUGAUUGUGGAGAAGUACUACAAGGAAGUUCAGUUACCCCCUCUGGAAAAAGAAAAGUAUCUGGUUCCACCCGAGAUCUCGAUGUCACAGUUUGUGGCCGUUAUCAGAAACCGGAUGAAUCUUUCACCGACGCAAACAUUAUACUUGAUAGUCAACAACAAAUCGUUGGCCAAUAUGAGCAAAACCAUGGCGGAAAUUUAUCGCGAGGAGCGCGAUGAGGAUGGAUUUCUCUACAUGGUAUACGCCUCACAGGAGAUGUUUGGUUGAAAGAAAACAGUCUGCAUAUUUCCUACCGUGAUUUUCAGAUGGAGACAUCUUUUUGCCUGCUCUUUUCCGGCAUUUUGAGUAUUUUUCUUCAUAAAUGUGACGUGAAAAAAUACGAAAAGCAAAUUCGCACACGUUCUGUUCCGUCCGUCCAUCAUGACAAAAUUAUGUGGUGAAUGGUUGGUGUCACUGGAUGGCUGCCUGCGCCCGCCCGUAACCCCACCCAUUGUUUUCCUGAUUGUGGACUGAUCAUGAACCCUGUUCUCUGUGUUUCUUUCUGAUCCGAUAUUGUAAUUCGGUUAAAACAGUAUAAUAUGUAUAUCUCUGGUUUCGAUUAUAUUAUGGGAAAUUUUGUUGAUAUUCAUACGAUUGCUUUUGCUACAAGUGUCCGGUAUUUGCCGAUUUUUUUUGCUUUGGACUUCAGUUUUUCUUCGGUGUUAUUCUGGGUUUAUUUGGCGGUGUUCUGUGGUGUCGUUUUUCCAGGUUUUUUUGCAUUUAUGGCGUGCGCGGGAACUCAGAAGUGUUGUUACUGAUUUUGAGAUAAAAAAUAAAUACCGGACUUGAAAA